GAGCAGAGCAGUGAGACGGCCAACGUCAUUGUGCCUCACUCGGACUCUCGGUCUUCACCGACAGCUCCAGUGGACUCUGAUCAAACUGUGCGACACCAUGAGCGUUUCCCAAGAGACCUGCCUCCUGGACCAGGUGCUGGAGCUGAUCAUGAGCGAGAAGCCCCCCACCAGUGCAACUCUCUUCCUGAACGAGGACGCGGACAGACCCCCCGUUGCGGAGAGCGCAGACUUGAGGAGACGCCUACGCGGGGCCAUGGAGAGGAGAGCGAGCAGCCUGAAGGAGAGGAUGAGCUCCGUCAGUCGGGAAAACGUCAGAGGUUUCCUCCGGAGGAACCUCUUUGUUCUUUUCACGGUGGCCGCCGUGGCCCUGGGUGUAAUCCUGGGCUUCGCCCUGCGCCCCCACAACCUGUCCCUGAGGGAGAUCAAGUACUUUGCCUUCCCGGGGGAGCUUCUGAUGAGAAUGCUGCAGAUGCUGGUGCUGCCUCUCAUCGUCUCCAGUCUGGUCACAGGUAUUUCCUCCUUGGACAGCAAGGCGUCAGGUAAGAUGGGUGUGCGCGCGGUGGUCUACUACAUGGUGACCACCCUGAUCGCGGUCUUCAUCGGCAUCGUUAUCGUGAUAAUCAUCCAACCGGGGAAAGGCAGCAGGGACAGUCCUGUGGUCAACAGUGGGAACAUAGAGCCGGUUCAAGCUGCUGAUGCUUUCCUGGAUCUCAUCAGGAACAUGUUUCCUCCGAAUCUGGUGGAGGCUUGUUUCAAGCAGUAUAAAACAGUGUACAAGAAGACUGUCCGCAUAAGGAACGUGACGGUGACGCUGAACCUCACGGACUCUCUGAACAUGACAGAGUCCGACCUGAGCGUGAACCUCAGCAGGGUGCUGCACACCAUACAGGAGACAGUGGAGGAGACUGUCCCCGCGUCCGGGUCCUCUAAUGGCGUGAACGCUCUCGGUCUGGUGGUCUUCUCCAUGUGCUUCGGUCUGGUUGUAGGCAGCAUGAAGCAGCAGGGCCAGGCCCUCAGGGACUUCUUUGACUGCCUCAAUGAAGCCAUCAUGAGGCUGGUGUCCAUCAUCAUCUGGUAUGCUCCAGUUGGUAUCCUGUUCCUGAUUGCGGGGAAGAUUGUGGAGAUGAAGAACCUGGCGGAGGUGGGCGGUCAGCUGGGAAUGUACACCGUGUCGGUCAUCGUGGGUCUCCUAAUCCACGGCCUGUUCGUCCUGCCACUGCUCUACUUCCUGGUGACCAGGAAGAAUCCCUUCAGCUUCAUCGCCGGUCUCCUGCAGGCGCUCAUCACUGCUCUGGGAACCUCAUCUAGCUCUGCCACGCUGCCCAUCACUUUCCGCUGCCUGGAGGAGAACAACCGCGUGGAUAAACGGGUGACGCGUUUCAUCCUCCCCGUGGGCGCCACCAUCAACAUGGACGGCACCGCCCUCUACGAGGCGGUGGCGGCCAUCUUUAUUGCCCAAGUCAAUGACAUGGACCUAAACUUUGGUCAAAUUCUGACCAUCAGUAUCACAGCAACUGCUGCCAGCAUCGGAGCAGCAGGCAUCCCUCAAGCUGGCCUGGUUACCAUGGUGAUCGUAUUGACAUCGGUAGGACUGCCCACGGAGGACAUAACGCUGAUCAUCGCCGUGGAUUGGUUCCUGGACCGCUUACGGACGACCACCAACGUGCUGGGUGACUCCCUCGGUGCGGGAAUAGUGGAGCACCUUUCCCGCGCAGAGCUGAAGAGUCAGGAUGCCGAGGUGCGCAACUCUGUCAUCGAGGAGAAUGAGAAGCCCUACCAGCUCAUCUGUCAGGAGAAUGAUUCACUCAACCACCGCAACGGCGAGACCUCGAUGUGAAGACAAGGACGACACCCUGCAGGGCUUCACGUGCCAAAAGCAUUUAGCUAGCGGGUCGUCUCACAGAGAAAAUAUGAUUUAAUGGUCUAUUCGGCCAGUGCUUGUGGGUUUGGAGAUCGAUGUUGCAGUUGAAUACACCAACUCUUUUCAUUUUUCCUUUAAGAGGCAAAAGAAAAUUCUCUGUUAAACGAGGAAAUACAAAGUCUGACCCCAGAGGUUGCUUCAUGACAGGAAAUCAGUACAGUUCAGUUAAAGCUAGAAAUUAAAAAAGAGGGUUCAGAGUCAUUUAAAAAAGGUUUCCAGCUUCAUUCUUCAUUCAGAGCUUUGUGACUGUACAGUCGAAGCAUCAAAAACUUCUUAUCAUCAGUACUGAUACACAGGACUAUUGAAGACAAAACACCACCACUGGCUCCUAUUAUCU
Molecule: messenger RNA, 2258 nt
Organism: Gasterosteus aculeatus aculeatus (three-spined stickleback)
Lineage: Eukaryota; Metazoa; Chordata; Actinopteri; Perciformes; Gasterosteidae
Source: RefSeq, a predicted model, not a curated record